AUGGCAGAUCUCCUUUAUGACUUGUUAUCUCCUCCAGAAUCUCGGUCCAACCAGCUACCGCCAGAUCCAAGCUUGCUAGAAUAUCUGACGGAACUGGCUUCUCAACCGCUGUCUUCACUCUCAUCGACAGAGCCUCAAUCGUUGGCACGCACAUCUCAUGGCCUGUCACUCUUACUACAAGGUCUAUCCAAAAAGUCACAUAACCAGAUAAUCGAGUCAGCGAGUCACCAUGCCACACUUCGCAGCUCUCUAAGUUCGUUAGCGGCCAGCACAGCUGAGCUCCGCAAUUCAAUCCCCAAAUUGGACAAUGAAGCGGUGCGCUUCUCGACCACAUACAACAAGAACAGCGACAACGAGGUGCUCGCCCGCCGGAAGAAAGCACUGCUGCUGUCACGGAAUGUCGAAACCCUUGUGGAUGUGUUAGAACUGCCAACCUUAUUGUCAUCUGCCAUCUCGACUGCGCCGGUCAACUAUUCCUCUGCUCUGGACCUGAACGGCCUUAUCCGUCGGCUGCACUCGCUCUACCCAAGUUCACCGCUGGUGGCAUCCAUUGCCAGCCAGGCUGAUGAAGCCAUGCGUACCAUGGCCGCUAACCUCAUUCAGUCGCUCAAAGCUCCCGGACUGAAACUGGCGGCAUCGUUAAGGACGAUCAGUUGGCUUAGGAGAGUCUUGCCCGACCUCGACGCGGCUGCAUCAUCCGUCUUUUCAUCAUCAGUCCUCUCUUCGACAAAACCUAACAUUACUGGCAGUGUUACUACUGCCAAUGCAACCACAUCUGGGAAAGGACAUGAUGCACAAGAACGUGUCCUCGGCGCCAUAUUCCUUGUCUGCCGGCUAAUGACGCUCAUCACGAUGCUCGAGGCCCUCGAGCCACUACGCGAACUCGCCGACCAGGAAAAAUCCCGACAAAAGACCAUCGGGAGCAGCAGCGCAUGGUCAGGCGGACAGCAGACAGAGCGCUACCUCAAACGCUAUAUCGAGAUUUUCCGCGAGCAGAGCUUCGCCAUCAUCUCCAUGUUCCGAAGCAUCUUCCCACCGGGAACAGCACCUGCCACGUCGACCAUAGACGGAACCGUACCGGCUGACAAGAACUGCCAAAACGGCACUUCUGAUCCCCUCGAGCCAAUACCCUCCGCGCUUGCUACAUUCCCCUUAUAUCUGGUGGAGAUGUUGCUUUCGACACUGCGCGAGUACCUACCGACGGUGAAGGAUCAAGCUGCGCGCGACAGCCUGCUGACACAGGUCCUGUACUGUGCGGGCAGUCUUGGCCGGUUAGGAGGUGACUUUGGUCUGUUCUUGGCCACUCUGGACGUUGGCGCUGGGGCAGAGGAUGAAUGGGUUGAGGUGGUCAAGAGACAUCGCGCGCUGGCGGGCAGGCUGGAGAGCAUCGUUGGAGAGGGGAAGAGGGCGGGUUAG
Molecule: messenger RNA, 1416 nt
Organism: Thermochaetoides thermophila DSM 1495
Lineage: Eukaryota; Fungi; Ascomycota; Sordariomycetes; Sordariales; Chaetomiaceae
Exons: 1
Coding region: 1-1416 (471 amino acids)
Biological process (GO): cytoplasm to vacuole targeting by the Cvt pathway; intra-Golgi vesicle-mediated transport
Cellular component (GO): COG complex
Source: RefSeq, a predicted model, not a curated record